GCAGGGUGACGCGUUGACGCUGUUUUCUCGCGGGGCUGCGCACGCACGCACGCCUCGGUUGUUUCUCGCUGUGUGUUUCUGUGAAGCAGAGGCUUCGGUUUGUCUGUGCUGCUGGGUUUUUGGGCCGUCGGAUUCUGUUGUCGUCGUUCACAGAAGUAAUCCCUGAAACCCAAUUCGCGCUCUCGAAUCCCCUUCGCGACCCGUUUGACUGUCGAACCGGCGAUAUACCGCACAGUCACCGCCAGCACCAGCAACCGAACCCAAGACCCAAGCACCAUGCCUGAGAAGCGGCCCUUCGAGCGGUUACCUACCGACGUCUCCCCCGUCAACUACGGGCUCUGCCUGAAACCCGACCUCAUCGACUUUACUUUCGAGGGCAAACUGGAGGCUACUGUCGAGGUUACAAAUACAACCAAUCAGAUUGUUAUGAACUGUGCUGAUAUUGACAUCAUUACAGCAUCUUUUGUACCAGAAGGAGGAGAAGAGAUAAACGCAACAGGUUUCAACUAUCAAAAUGAGGACGAAAAAGUGACCUUGUCGUUCCCCAGUGCUCUUCAGAAAGGUUCUGGUACGCUAAAAAUAGAUUUUGUUGGAGAACUCAAUGACAAAAUGAAAGGGUUUUAUAGAAGUAAAUAUGCAAUUCCAUCAGGAGAAAUUCACUAUGCUGCUGUCACACAGUUUGAGGCUACAGAUGCUCGGAGAGCUUUCCCUUGCUGGGACGAGCCAGCUAUUAAAGCAACUUUUGACAUCUCCUUGAUUGUUCCAAAGGACAGAACAGCUUUGUCAAACAUGAAUGUUAUUGAUCGAAAGCCAUGUCCUGAUGAUGAAAAUCUUGUAGAAAUGAAGUUCGCUAGAACCCCGAUCAUGUCCACAUACCUAGUAGCAUUUGUAGUUGGCGAAUAUGACUAUGUUGAAACCAAGUCAUCUGAUGGUGUAAUAGUUCGGGUGUACACACCACUUGGAAAAGGAGAACAAGGAAGAUUUGCAUUAGAGGUUGCAGCUAAGACCUUACCUUUUUACAAAGACUAUUUCAACGUUCCAUACCCGCUACCUAAAAUUGAUCUCAUAGCAAUUGCUGACUUUGCAGCUGGUGCCAUGGAGAACUGGGGUCUUGUUACUUACAGAGAGACAGCCCUGCUUAUUGAUCCCAAGAAAUCCUGUUCCUCUUCCCGGCAGUGGGUCGCUCUGGUGGUCGGUCACGAACUUGCUCAUCAGUGGUUUGGAAAUCUAGUCACAAUGGAGUGGUGGACUCAUCUGUGGUUAAAUGAGGGCUUUGCCUCCUGGAUUGAGUACUUGUGUGUGGACCACUGCUUUCCGGAGUAUGACAUCUGGACUCAGUUUGUGUCGGCAGACUACACACGGGCACUUGAUCUAGAUGCUCUGGACAACAGCCACCCCAUUGAGGUCAAUGUUGGACACCCCUCGGAAGUUGAUGAAAUCUUUGACGCAAUAUCCUACAGUAAAGGCGCUUCAGUUAUCCGUAUGCUGCAUGACUACAUAGGAGAUGAGGACUUCCGGAACGGAAUGAAUGUGUACCUAUUAAAGUUCCAACAUAAAAAUGCAUCAACAGAGGAUUUGUGGGACUCUCUAGAACAAUCCAGUGGGAAGCCAAUAGCUGCUCUUAUGAAUUCAUGGACCAAACAAAUGGGAUUUCCCAUUAUUCUUGUGGAACAAGAGCAGCAAGGAGAUGACAGAGUGCUGAAAUUGUCCCAGAAGAAAUUCUGUGCCAGUGGACCGUACAACGGAGAUGAGUGCCAUAACUGGAUGGUGCCUAUCAGCAUCUGCACCAGCGAUGACCCAGCCUGCAGCAAGAUGAAUGUGCUGCUGGAUUGUGCUGAAAUUACUGUCACUGUGAAAAAUGUGGCGCCGGAUCAAUGGGUUAAGAUAAACCCAGGAACUAUUGGCUUCUAUCGAAUUCAAUACAGCUCCUCAAUGUUGGAAAGUUUAAUUCCUGGAAUCAGAGACCUCACUCUGCUCCCUGUGGAUAGGCUAGGUCUGCAAAAUGAUCUCUUCUCACUGGCCCGAGCGGGUAUGAUUAGCACUGUGGAAGUACUGAAGGUGAUGGAGGCUUUUGUAAAUGAGCCCAAUUACACCGUGUGGAGCGAUCUGAGCUGCAAUCUGGGCAUCCUGUCCACUUUACUCGCCAAUACCGAUUACCACGAAGAGAUCCAGGAGUUCAUAAGAGAUCUCUUUAUACCUAUUGGGCAGAAGCUGGGCUGGGACACUAAACCUGGAGAGGGUCACUUGGAUGCCUUGCUUAGGGGCUUGGUGCUUGGAAAACUGGGAAAAGCUGGACACAAACCCACUCUGGAGGAAGCACGUCGCCGGUUCAGGGAUCACGAGGAUGGAAAACAAAUACUGCCCGCUGAUCUGAGGAGUCCGGUCUAUUUAACAGUUUUGAAGCAUGGAGAUAGUACAACAUUGGAGGCCAUGCUUAAGCUCCACAAACAGGCUGACAUGCAGGAGGAGAGAAACCGUAUUGAGAGAGUACUCGGGGCUAUUGCAGCACCUGAUCUGAUUCAGAAAGUUCUAAGCUUUGCUCUGUCGGAGGAGGUGCGUCCUCAGGACACCGUCUCUGUGAUUGGGGGCGUCGCUGGCAGCAGUAAGCAUGGGAGAAAGGCAGCCUGGAAAUUUGUAAGGGACAACUGGGAGGAACUGCACAACCGCUACCAGGGCGGCUUCCUCCUAUCCCGAUUAAUUAAGCUUUCAGUUGAUGGCUUUGCUGUUGAUAAGAUGGCUGCUGAAGUGAAGUCCUUUUUCGAAAGCCACCCUGCACCUGCAGCUGAGCGUACAGUACAGCAGUGCUGUGAAAACAUCCUGUUGAAUGCAGCCUGGCUGAAGCGCGACUCGGAGCUGAUACACGAGUAUCUACUGCAGCGCAAGGCCCCUCCUGCAGCCAAGGUCUGACCCCGCGGAGCCACAUUCUCACCAUCCCGAGACGGGAAAGGGACGGCCAGCAACGAAAAUCCUGAGUCAUUUCUCCAAAAAAACGAGCAGAAAACUGGUUGGACAAUGGAUGUAGUUAAUCCCAUCCUGCCCAUGCAAGAUAAUCUUCAUCAUUUAGGCAUGGCAGAUCAAGAAUGCUUACUGAAAGGAAGAGAAAACUACAAAAAAAAAUUAUACAUUCUUAAAGCUACACAACAGUGAAGCUAUUGCAAUAUUUUGUGGCGAUUUCAAAUUAAAUAAAAUGUGAAAGAUAUAUUAAUCUGAGUAAUUUGUAUCCCUUGCUAAAAAAAAAAAAAAAAAAAAAAAACGUAUGACUGCCAGGUUUUGAAUGAGUUUUGUUUGAAGUUGGGCAGGACAGGGUUAAUGGCUCCGUGCUUUUGUAAGGAGUUUGUACAAAAGAAAUACAGCACUGAAUUGAAUUGCUGAGAAACAGUCUUUUGGGAAUGGCUGCCACAGGCUUGGAACUUCAUGUAUAUCUAGUGUUUGUUUUUUGCAAGACUUCUCACACAAGAAAGCCGUGUAUAUGUUAUUUUUCACCAUGUUACCCCUUCCCAGAGGGAUUUUGUUACUCAUUAUUAGUUCUGUAUCUCAUUUUAACUGAUUGAUGUCCUCCUUUGAACUACAGAAAAGAAUCCAUUAAAAAAAAUGUGUGUUUAACCAUCUAUGUAUCAGCCACAUUUAAAUAAGAUAAAAACUAUUUUAGAUUUGUAUUAGUUGAGGUUUGUUUUAAAAAGGAUGUGAAACCUACCAAGAGCGGGCAUACUUGUCUAAAAUGAGGAGGGCAUUUUUAGAUGUUUACAGGUAAAAUGAAAUAUGAAAUAGUUUUUAAACCAUGCAACUCUAUGGGCCCCCAGUAUUAUUUUUUUUUGUCAUAAGUUGACUAGUUUUAUUAUUAUUAUUAUUUUUAAAUUGCAAUUCUAUCAAUUCAAAAGCCUUAUUGGUUAAACUGGUUUGCAAUAAUUAUUACACUGUGAAGUGGUAAUAGUUACUACACUGAAAAUAAAGCAAUGUUGUACUAACAUUAGAAAUCUACAUAGAAAAUUGUUGAAGGGGUAUAUUUAAAUAAAUAUAAUUUGCUAUUUAGUGUGGCUUUUAACCAUACUGGAGAAGGUCAUCAAACUAAUUGUCAGACUGCUUCCCUGAAACAUUUUGUUGUGCUUUUUUUUGUUUUAAGAGAAAAAAAACAGUUGGUGUUCUUGAAAAUUAAAACAAAAACAAAUUGUCAAUGUGAAAUGGGUUUUGCUUUCCUUACUUUUAGCGCAUCUCUCAUUGCUGUUGUCUUUAUCCUUGAUCAUCGGAUUUCAUAGUCACCAAACACCAUCAUUGCUUACGAUAGGUAACACACUGUAAAACAAACCAGACUGUGCUUAAAAUAAAUCAAUUCAGCUAUAUGGAAAAAUGUAAACCUUCCCUUUAAUAAACAAACAUAGGAAUUGAAAAAACAAA
This is a messenger RNA of Acipenser ruthenus (sterlet), 4392 nucleotides long. Its product is annotated as puromycin-sensitive aminopeptidase. Gene Ontology annotation, biological process: peptide catabolic process; proteolysis. Gene Ontology annotation, cellular component: cytoplasm. The transcript is spliced from 23 exons. Gene Ontology annotation, molecular function: peptide binding; metalloaminopeptidase activity; zinc ion binding. The record is from RefSeq and is a predicted model, not a curated record. Lineage: Eukaryota; Metazoa; Chordata; Actinopteri; Acipenseriformes; Acipenseridae. Bases 277 to 2907 code for a protein of 876 amino acids.